CCGCAGCUCGGUCCCGCGCUGCCCGCCUGGCCGGGCCCGCGCCGGGAUGGGGUAGGGACAGCACCACGGAGUCGGCGAUGGGCCGCCCUCUGGGCACCGAGCAGCCCCCCGAGGCCUGACCCACCGCGAGGACCGGCGGAGGAGCCCCGCCUGGAUGUCAAACGGAUGCCCCGGUGCCUCCCAGCAGACUCGGUGGGGACCAUGGCUUCGCUAAUGCCCCUCUCCCCAUAUCUAAGCCCCACGGUCCUUCUGCUGGUCAGUUGUGACCUGGGCUUUGUGCGAGCAGACCGGCCUCCAUCUCCUGUGAAUGUGACAGUCACUCACCUCAGAGCCAACUCGGCCACUGUGUCCUGGGACGUCCCAGAAGGCAACAUCGUCAUUGGCUACUCCAUUUCCCAGCAACGACAGAAUGGCCCUGGGCAACGUGUGAUCCGAGAGGUGAACACCACGACUCGGGCCUGUGCUCUCUGGGGCCUGGCUGAAGACAGUGACUACACAGUGCAGGUCAGGAGCAUCGGCCUCCGGGGAGAAAGCCCCCCAGGGCCACGGGUGCACUUCCGAACUCUCAAGGGGUCUGACCGGCUACCCUCCAACAGCUCAAGCCCAGGUGACAUCACAGUGGAGGGUCUGGAUGGAGAGCGACCACUGCAGACGGGGGAGGUGGUCAUCAUUGUGGUGGUGUUGCUCAUGUGGGCUGCUGUAAUCGGGCUAUUCUGCCGUCAGUAUGACAUCAUCAAGGACAAUGACUCCAACAACAACCCCAAGGAGAAGGGGAAGGGACCGGAACAGAGCCCUCAGGGAAGGCCAGUGGGGACAAGACAGAAAAAGUCACCAUCCAUCAAUACUAUUGACGUAUGAAUGAAGAAGCAGAACCAGAAGACGGAUGCCCUAAUAAUCUGGGGCUGGGGCUGGGGUCAGGGAGAGCCCAAGAUGGUGAUCUGCCCAAGACUGAAGGAUCCCACAGUCUCCCAGAGGGUAAUGGCACUCCCACAAUCUCAGGCCUGGUAUCCAUCCUCUUUCCACUGUGAGCAGGGCCAGAAGGUAGGUCUGUUAGGCUCUGAGCCCCUGGACCUGGGGAGUCAGAUGGGAUAUAUUCUUCCACCCCCCAGGUCCAGAGGAGGGUCACUUGUUCAACCUUAUCCCAUUGGGUCCCAAAUGGGGCCCCCAUUUCACCUACAUCAGGACCCUUGGCAUCCCCUGCUGCCCCCACAUCUUGCCUCCGGGUCUCAGAGAGCAUUAUUUCUGUGGGUACUCCCCCUCCCCCAGAAAAUAAAAGGAACUGUCUGGGUCUGGAGGCAGACGCUGCACUGCACUACUCCAACGUCUUCCAUGGAGCCUCAGGUGCUCCCCUUCUCACGGGCAGCCCCUCCAGCUGCUGGUGGUCUCACCCCUUGGACAUUUUUCCAAUAAAGGUUCUUGGACAAACUGCA
Molecule: messenger RNA, 1430 nt
Organism: Dama dama (fallow deer)
Lineage: Eukaryota; Metazoa; Chordata; Mammalia; Artiodactyla; Cervidae
Gene: FNDC4
Product: fibronectin type III domain containing 4
Exons: 7
Coding region: 166-858 (230 amino acids)
Molecular function (GO): protein binding
Source: RefSeq, a predicted model, not a curated record